AUGAGGACAGUGCAGCUUUUACUCUUUGGUCUACUGGUGUGUCACACUAUGGAGAGUUUAAAUGAUAAACAUGUGAUUUUAGGAGAAAAUGUGACUUUAGACUGUCAGAUUGAUGUAAAAGACAUUUAUUGGGUUUUCCAGAAACUGACAGAUUCUCCGGUGCUGAUAAUGCGAACUUUCUCAUCAGAUUCUAGAACAGCUCAGUUACAUGACAAAAGACUGAAAGACAAAUAUUCAUCACUAACUUUCAGCCGUUUAUUUAUUAGUAAUGUAACUACUGAAGAAUUAGGAAUAUAUUAUUGUGCAAAAACAGGCACACCUCUACAGCUCAGCAAUGGCACCAGACUUCACACUACUGAAGCUGCUCGAGAUCACAAUCAGACAGAACUGAAAAAUAACCUGCAAUGCCCAAAUACACAGCAAUCUCUGAUAGUUUUGUACUUCAUACCAAACACUGUGAUGUUUUUGGCAAUAAUAGGACUAUUACAACUCAAACUUCAAGCGUGUAAGAAAAGACACCAACAAUGUCAAAAUGAGGAACUGGAGCAGUUUUACAGCACAAACGAUGAAGAGUUUUCUGAAGUGGAGUUUCGUCCAUCUUGCCCGACCAACAUCAUAUUUGUUCCAUAUCAGAAACCCCAAAACAAAACCUAGACAAAUACAAUCAAGAGUAAAUCAAUCAGUCUAACAGAAAUGUAUUCUGCUAAAUAAUCAAGGUAAAAUAUUCUUGGCUUGCUUUUUCAG
Messenger RNA from Labeo rohita (rohu), 744 nucleotides. RefSeq lists its product as uncharacterized. The coding region runs from base 1 to 654 and encodes 217 amino acids. Lineage: Eukaryota; Metazoa; Chordata; Actinopteri; Cypriniformes; Cyprinidae. The transcript has 5 exons. The record is from RefSeq and is a predicted model, not a curated record.